AUGAGCACCUCUGAAUAUAAAAACGGUGGUCUAGAAACGAGACAGAAUGUCGAUGCCGUUGCAGGCUCGGAUCCUAACGGUAUCCGGCCCAGCAAGCCAAGAGCCGAACCGAUCACAACACAUGGACACAAGCCGGGCGUCAUAGCUAGCGAAGCCGACAGCGCUCCCGAGUUCCACGCCCAAACCCUGCCGGCAGGAAGCUCUCCUGCGGAUCGAACUUUCAAUCCGAGCCCCGCCGAUGAGGCUCCCCUGGCCGAGACCAACCCGAGCGCGUCGUCCACCCUGCCCGGCUCGACCUCCGCGGACGUGCACACCGGUUACGGGCAUCCUGGCUCCGGCCAGACCUCGAACGAGCUGCGCGGAGACGGCCGCAAGCAGCGCAGCGGCCUCGAAGGCGCCGGCGCCAGGGUUGACGAAAAGCUGGACUCCUUGGACCCAAGGCAGCGGGCCCUGCGCCGCGACGACGCCCAGCUCGGCGAAGGCGAGAGCCGGGCGGGCACGCGGGGAAGUGCCGGCGGCCCACUUGCAGAGGAGAGGCUGCCCGAGACGGCCGCGACGGUCGCGAUGGAGAACUCGGGCCCAAGUCGCGAUAGCCGUGUGCGAUGAGGGCACGAAAAAGUGUCUCUUUUGGAGGAUGACGCGGACCGAGUGCGUUGCGUUCAAGAUUCUGGUUUCCCCUUCUAUAGGUCGUCAUUAUGCAAUGUCGAAUGUGUGAACGUGUAUAAGAGGUCAUCAUCUUACUGUACCGCGCGCUAGGGGCGAGAUGAAUCGUGCUUGCAUCUUUUUGACUUUAGACACGUUCGUGCGUCCCAACUCUGAUCUAAAGCAUCAUGUUCUCUUCAA
Messenger RNA from Verruconis gallopava, 843 nucleotides. RefSeq lists its product as uncharacterized. The transcript is spliced from 2 exons. The record is from RefSeq and is a predicted model, not a curated record. NCBI's taxonomy places the organism in Eukaryota, Fungi, Ascomycota, Dothideomycetes, Venturiales, Sympoventuriaceae. Bases 1 to 606 code for a protein of 201 amino acids.